Messenger RNA from Rana temporaria (common frog), 4083 nucleotides. RefSeq names its product cholecystokinin receptor-like. Gene Ontology annotation, molecular function: neuropeptide receptor activity; gastrin receptor activity. Gene Ontology annotation, biological process: neuropeptide signaling pathway. The transcript is spliced from 5 exons. Lineage: Eukaryota; Metazoa; Chordata; Amphibia; Anura; Ranidae. Gene Ontology annotation, cellular component: membrane. Bases 217 to 1575 code for a protein of 452 amino acids. The record is from RefSeq and is a predicted model, not a curated record.
ACACACAGAGCGCAGCCCAGUCUGUGGCUGAUCCUCGCAUGUGCCACUUGCUACCCGCUGCUGGCUGGGUGAUGGGGGCAAAGUGACAGCAAAGUGACAGUGACAGCUGAAGUGAAGCUUUAAAGUGGAGAAAAGUACUUGAGGGGAAGCAACCCGGGGGGGAGGCUGGAAGCGAGCGCUGUCCGUCAGCUUUCCGGAGAGCCUGGACCAGGGAGGAUGGACCGAAUGGGGGCCAACGCCACUUUUCUGCAAGAGCUGCUCUGCCGGCAAAACCUGCUGGGCAGAUUAUCCAGCGCCAACCUCACCGGCAAUGUCACCGGCAACCUCACAGGUGGCCUGCAGGGAUUUAACUUCAGCUGUGACCUCCCGGGGCGCAAUAAAAUGCCGAAUGUCUCCGUCACAGAUCUGAAUUGGGUGCGGAUUCUCCUCUACUGCAUCAUCUUCCUUCUCAGCGUCUUUGGAAAUACACUGAUCAUCAUCGUUCUGGUCAUGAACAAACGCCUACGCACCAUCACCAACUCCUUCUUGCUCUCUCUAGCUGUCAGUGACAUCAUGGUAGCUCUUCUGUGUAUGCCCUUCACCCUCAUCCCCAACCUCAUGGGCGACUUCAUCUUUGGAGAGGUCAUCUGCAAGACGGCUGCCUACUUCAUGGGUAUCUCUGUCAGUGUGUCCACUUUCAACCUCGUGGCCAUCGCCAUUGAACGCUACAGUGCCAUCUGCAACCCCCUGCAGUCCCGUGUAUGGCAGACCCGCUCCCACGCCUACAAGGUGAUCGCUGCCACCUGGAUCCUUUCCAUCAUCAUCAUGAUCCCAUACCUGGUCUACAACAGGCUGGUGGCCUUCACUAAGAAGGAGAACAUCGAGGGCUACCAGUGCCGCCUCAGGUGGCCCAAUAACCAAGUGCAGCAGGCAUGGUAUGUCAUCCUGCUGACCAUGCUCUUCUUCAUCCCCGGCGUGGUCAUGACCGUGGCCUAUGGGCUCAUCUCUCACGAGCUCUACAGAGGGAUCCAGUUUGAGAUGGACCUGAACAAAGAGGCCAAAGCUCUUAAAAAUGGAUUGGCGACAGGAGCAACAAUGUCAACUGCCAACAGUGACGAGGGUGACGGCUGCUACAUCCAAGUGAACAAACGCCGCAACACCAUGGAGAUGUCCACAUUGACUCCCAGCAACUGCAGCAAGAUAGACCGGGCACGGGCCAACAAUUCGGAGGCCAAACUCAUGGCCAAGAAGAGGGUCAUCCGCAUGCUGAUUGUCAUUGUGGCCAUGUUCUUCAUAUGCUGGAUGCCCGUCUACGUCGCCAACACCUGGAAGGCCUUCGAUGAGGAGUCCGCAUUUAGAAUCCUCUCUGGGGCCCCCAUCUCUUUCAUUCACCUCUUGUCUUACACGUCUGCUUGUGUCAACCCCAUCAUCUACUGCUUCAUGAACAAGCGUUUUCGCAAAGCCUUCCUGGGAACCUUUGCAGGCUGCAUCAAGCCUUGCCGGCGUUUUCGUGAACCGGAGGAGGAUAUAAUAGCCACCGGGGCGUCUCUUUCCAAAUUCAGCUACACCACGGUCAGCAGUCUGGGUCCUCCUUGAGUAUGGGGGGGGGGGCUCCAGAUGACAGGACUGGGUCCUUGCUCUCUGAACAGAUGGUACAAGGAGUGGAUAAAAUUGCCUGACCUUUGACUUUAGUAAAUCUAAGUGUUGGAUGCACUGUUUAUCUUUUGGUGACUGGAACAAGAAAUGCCCCAAAAGCCUUAAAGCACCACCAACUCUCCAUUUGUUCAGCGUAGUGCCAUGUCUGACUCUUGCUAUACAAAGUCAACAUCUUCUGGACUGACAGCAAGGGCCACUGAAAGUCAAGUAUGCCGACAGGCGGUCUCUCCCCUCAGUGUUGUGUUACUAUAAACUGGAGACGUUACAGAACCAUUAGGCAGUAUGGCUCGCAUCCUGAGUAUUCCGACGUUGGGAUUACCACACUGCUUUGUACAUAUAAGACAUUCUAUUUUUUGGGUGCCAAAUGUAAAUAAAUAAAUAUUCACAGGACACUUUUAAAAAUUACAGGGUCUGUUGAGAUGCAUCAGGAAUAGUAUUUGUGGCAAAACUUGAAUUGAGAGACAGACAUUUAUAUAAGUUGUGUUGACACGGGAACUUGGAGAACAUCAGGACUGUUCAUGGAAUAUUGUAGGCCCCCAACCCCCUCCAUAAGCUGUGCUGAAUCAGGAGUGUGGAAAAUAUCAGGAAUGUCCAAAGCCAAUCUCGUCAACCUGCUCUAUAUGUUAUGUCGACACAGGAGCUUGGAGAAGAUCAUGACUGUCCAAGAAAUAUUACUGAUCCUCACCAAGCCGCUCUUUAAGUUGUGUUAGCUCAGGAGCUUGAGGAAGAUCAGGACUGUUCAAGGAAUAUUGCUGAACCUCACAAACCCCUUACAUAGGUUGUGUUAAGAUCUUGACAGUAUUGUAAUAUUGUACCAUCCCCCUCCAUAAGUUGUGUUGACCCAGGAGCUUGGAGAAAAUCAGGACUAUCCAAGGAAAAUUUGUUGAACCUCACCAACUCACCAUAAGUUGUGUUAACUCAGAAGAUUGUGACAGUCCAAGUAAUAUUGUACCGUCCCCCUCCAAAAGCUGUGCUGAAUCAAGAAUGUGGAGAAUAUCAGGAAUGUCGAAAGCCAACCUCGUCAACCUUCUCUAUAAAUUAUGUCGACACAGGAGCUUGGAGAAGAUCAGGACUGUCCAAGAAAUAUUGCUGAUCCUCACCAAGCCACUCUUUAAGUUUUGUUAGCUCAGGAGCUUUGAGACGAUCAUGGCUGUACAAGGAAUAUUGUAACACCCCUCCUCCAUAAGUUGUGUUGACUCAGGAGCUUGAAGAAGAUCAGGACUGUCCAAGGAAUAUUGCUGAACCUCACAAAUCCCCUACAUAAUUUGUGUUAACUCAGAAGAUUGUGACAGUCCAAGUAAUCAGGAAGAUCUGGACAGUCCAAGGAAUAUACUAAACCUCACCAACCUGCUCCAUAAGUUGUAUUGUCUCCGGAGUUUGGAGAAGAUCAGGACUGUCCAAGGAAUAUAGCUAAACCUCACCAAUCCGCUCCAUAAGUUGUAUUGUCUCGGGAGCUUGGAGAAGUUCUGGACUGUCCAAGAAAUAUACUAAACCUCACCAACCCGCUCCAUAAGUUGUAUUGUCUCUGGAGCUUGGAGAAGAUCAGGACUGUCCAAGGAAUAUACUAAACCUCACCAACCCGUUCCAUAAGUUGGAUUGUCUCGGGACCUUGGAGAAGAUCAGGACUGUCCAAGGAAUAUACUAAACCUCACCAACCCGUUCCAUAAGUUGGAUUGUCUCGGGACCUUGGAGAAGAUCUGGACUGUCCAAGGAAUAUACUAAACCUCACCAACCCGCUCCAUAAGUUGGAUUGUCUCGGGACCUUGGAGAAGAUCAGGACCUUCCAAGGAAUAUACUAAACCUCACCAAUCCGCUCCAUAAGUUGUAUUGUCUCGGAAGCUUGGAGAAGAUCUGGACUGUCCAAGGAAUAUACUAAAGCUCACCAACCCUCUCCAUAAGUUGUAUUGUCUCGGAAGCUUGGAGAAGAUCUGGACUGUCCAAGGAAUAUACUAAAGCUCACCAACCCGCUCCAUAAGUUGGAUUGUCUCGGGAGCUUGGAGAAGAUCAGGAGCCUCCAAGGAAUAUUUUAACCCCCCCCCCUUCAACCCCAUCCAUAAGUUGUGUUGACUCUGGAGCUUGAAAAAGACAAGACUGUCCAAGAUAUAAUUUAGAGCCCCCCACCCCCCCCCCCAACUAUACACGUUUAAUAAAUCCCCUCUACAGCACAAUAGAUCCUGAAUGUUCUUUCCAGGGAGCAUUUCCAUGUGUUAUUUAAUGCAAUAGACCAGAGCAACCAGAACUACCGGCUCAACCACUGCUGCUCUGCUUGUGCCGAUGUGCGGUCAUGUUUGAUUGUGAUGUAUAUAGGACACAUUCUUGUGUAUGGGUUCAUUGGACUUGAGUGUUGUUAGUGAGAUGAUGGGGCGGAUCAGUGCCUGUCUGUACACUGAAUUCUGGGCCAUUGCUCGUUCCCCACCAACGUGUGCAAUAAAUAUUUCACAAGUGGUA